AUGCCCUACGUCCGCACAGUCCUCGGCCUCCUGUCGGGCCUGGCGGCCUGUGGCGCGGUCGCCUUCCUCGGCUACUGCGUCUACUUCGACCGGAAGCGGCGUGGCGACCCCGCGUUCAAGCUCCGCCUGCGCGAAAAAAGAAGAGCCCAGCAGCAAAAGGCUGAGGGACGGGGCGCCCAGUUGUGGGAUCCAGCAAAGAAUGAAAAAUUACAACAACUUUUUCUGCAAGAGGUACGAAUGGGAGAACUUUGGUUAUCCAGAGGGGAGCAUCGAAUGGGGGUCGAACAUCUCAGCAAUGCCCUUUUGGUGUGUGGGCAACCACAGGAACUUCUGAAAGUUUUCAAACACACACUUCCUCCCAAGGUAUUUGAGAUGCUGUUGCGCAAAAUUCCCCUUAUUUGCCAGCAAUUUGAGGCAGACAUGAAUGAACAGGAAUACUUGGAGGAUGAUCCUGAUUGA
Molecule: messenger RNA, 459 nt
Organism: Balaenoptera ricei (Rice's whale)
Lineage: Eukaryota; Metazoa; Chordata; Mammalia; Artiodactyla; Balaenopteridae
Gene: TOMM20L
Product: translocase of outer mitochondrial membrane 20 like
Exons: 5
Coding region: 1-459 (152 amino acids)
Biological process (GO): protein targeting; protein import into mitochondrial matrix; tRNA import into mitochondrion
Cellular component (GO): mitochondrial outer membrane translocase complex; mitochondrial outer membrane
Molecular function (GO): transmembrane protein transporter activity
Source: RefSeq, a predicted model, not a curated record